Messenger RNA from Eruca vesicaria subsp. sativa (arugula), 2073 nucleotides. The record is from the annotation of a GenBank genome assembly. Lineage: Eukaryota; Viridiplantae; Streptophyta; Magnoliopsida; Brassicales; Brassicaceae.
GUCGGAGCUAGCUCCAUUAUUAAAAUCCCUUAAUCGCUCCAUUUCGAUUAGAAACCCUAAUUUGUGAAUUGCCGUGACGUUGACGAGGAUGGAGUUUGACGAAUACGAGUACCUGGAGAAGACGGUAGAGGAAGGAGAUGAAUUGAAUAGGAAAAAGGAAGAGAGCGGUAAAGAGAAGAGUGAGAAGCGUUACGCGAAAAGAGAAGGAGACAGUCGUGACGUAGAAAACGGUGACGAAGAGCGAAGGAGCAGUCGGAGUAAGAAGUCUCGUGGAGACGACGAAGAGAACGGUGAAGGUAAGAGAAGGGAUCGGGAGAAAGAGAGGCACAGGAGCAGCCGAGAGAGGGAUAAGAUUAAGGUUAGGGGAGGAUCGAGAGAUAGAGAGAGAGAUCGGGAGAGGAGUAGCAAAGGAAGAGACAGGAGUGAUAGGGAGAAAAGUAGAGACAGAGAGAGGAGAAGCAGCAGCAGAUCACGGAGAGAAGAGAAAAAGAAGGAAACCGAAGUAGUGGAAAGAGAAAGCAGGAGACACAAGGAGAAGAAAGAUGAGCCUGAAGCUGAUCCUGAGAGAGACCAAAGAACUGUUUUUGCAUAUCAGAUGCCUCUUAAAGCUACCGAGAGAGAUGUUUAUGAGUUCUUCUCCAAAGCUGGCAAGGUCAGGGACGUGAGAUUGAUUAUGGACAGAAAUUCAAGACGAUCAAAAGGAGUCGGGUAUAUUGAGUUUUAUGAUGUGAUGUCUGUUCCAAUGGCCAUAGCUAUGUCUGGACAUAUGUUUCUUGGGCAACCUGUGAUGGUUAAGCCCUCCGAAGCUGAAAAGAAUCUGGCUCAGUCCACUACCACGACAGGCGGUGUAAGUAAUACUGGCCCUGUUGACCGAAAGCUCUAUGUGGGGAACUUGCAUUACAACAUGACAGAGUUGCAAGUUAGACAGAUUUUUGAGCAAUUUGGUCCUGUUGAGCUUGUUCAGAUGCCAUAUGACCUUGUAAAUGGUCAGUGUAAAGGUUAUGGAUUCAUACAGUUUGCCCAAUUUGAACAUUCAAAGGCAGCACAAACUGCCUUAAACGGAAAAUUGGAGAUUGCUGGUAGAACAAUCAAGGUUUCGUUUGUCUCUGAGCAUAUAGGCACUCAAGACGCUAAUCCAAAAUCCGCUGACUUUGAUGAUGAUGAUGGAGGUGGGCUGGCGUUAAAUGCACAAACGAGGGUUCAGCUUAUGCAGAGGCUGGAUCGUACAGGUGUGGCAGCAAACAUUGUAAGCCCUUUUGGAGUACCAGCACUAAACGGAACAGCUCUUAAUCAACCAAGCAUGAAUCCUGGUUUCUCCACAUCAGUGCUUCCGACAACAGCAAUCCCUUCUUUUGUCACAGAGCCUGUUGGUCAGCCAAGUCAAUGUCUUCUAUUGAAGAACAUGUUUGAUCCAGCAAGCGAGACGGAACCAGAUUUUGAUGAUGAAAUUAGAGAAGAAGUUGGUGAAGAAUGCUCUAAGUAUGGGCAAGUCAAUCAUAUCUAUGUAGACAAGAAGAGCGCAGGUUUUGUGUAUCUGCGGUUUGAAUCGGUGCAGGCGGCAGCGGCAGCUCAAAGAGCGAUGCACAUGAGAUGGUUUGCACAAAAGAUGAUAUCUGCAACUUUCAUGCCUCCGAAUGAAUAUGAAGCCAAAACCAAGGCGUGAAUUGCAUGCAAGAUAGAGUUGCUUGUUCAGACUCGGUAUAAAACCUAAAUGGACUGCAAUCCAUAUUCAGUCUCCUUUCUGCAACAUGUUAUAUAAAUCAAAAGGUUAUUGGAGACCUUUCCUUCCGUUUUAGUUGUAACAUUCCCAUAUGCAUAUCAUAAUUUUAUUUUAUUUUGUUUCAACUGUGUUACUAUUUGUUUACACUUCUAAGCUAUGAAAGUUACACAGUUUAGCCAGCUUUCCAACACUUGCUAGCUUUCGUGAAAGUUUGUAACAUGAAAUAUAUUUAGCUAACCGGUUUAAUCAAUACUGGUUUUGAUGAUUUCAUAUGUACUUCGGUUUAGUAGAACCAAACCGGUUCCAAACACUUUAUGUACGCCUUCUGAGAAAUCAAUCAAAUACAAUUUAAC